Messenger RNA from Salvia splendens (bonfire salvia), 786 nucleotides. RefSeq names its product transcription initiation factor TFIID subunit 11. The record is from RefSeq and is a predicted model, not a curated record. The coding region runs from base 1 to 786 and encodes 261 amino acids. The transcript has 2 exons. NCBI's taxonomy places the organism in Eukaryota, Viridiplantae, Streptophyta, Magnoliopsida, Lamiales, Lamiaceae.
AUGGAUGAAGCCCCUAAAAAAUUCCCAAUCUCAAUGAUUUCAUCAUCAGAAGAGUCUUCGGAUUUGGAGUGGGAAGAUGAGUUAAUGGUUGUGGAUUCGUACGAAGGCGACAGCGAUGGAGACGACAAGGAUGAUGGAAGUAGUAAGAAUAGGAGGAAGGUUGAGAGUCCAGCAAAAACAAAUCAAGAUGACAAGGACAAGGACAAGGACAAGGACGUUGGAAGUAGUAAGAAGAGGAGGGAGAUUGAGAGUCUUGCAAAACAAAAUCAAGAUGAUAAGGACAAGGAUGUUGGAAGUAGUAAGAAGAGGAAGAUUGUGAGUCCAGCAAAAACAAAUCAAGAUGACAAGGAUGUUAGAAGUAGUAAAAAGAGGAGGAAGAUUGUGAGUCUAGCAAAAAAAAAUCAAGAUGACAAGGAAAAGGAUGUUGGAAGUAGUAGUAAGAAGAUUUUAAGUCAAGCAAAAACAAAUCAAGAUGAUAAGGACAAGGACAAGGAUGAUGGAAGUAGUAGUAAGAUGAUUGUAAGUCCAGCAAAUCCAGACGGCUAUCCUCGGUUGGCGUCGUUUCUAAGACAGAACCAUAUGGAAGAAGCGCUUCAACGGAAUUGGACAGUGAUUGGGAAUGAGAAUGCGUCAAAGCUACAACAACAAUGGAUGCCGCGAUGGACUAUAUAUGAAGAAAGCAUGAAUGAGAUCAUGGAAUUGCAGGAGAUUAAUGGUUUAAUGAUGCUUUUGAAUGCAUCAAAUCCUAGCAUGCCUGAUCUUAUCUCAGAUGAAUUUGAGGAUUAA